GAUAGAUAGAAGAAGGGAAGUUAAAAUGUAACGUAAAUUAAAUCAAAUCCUGAGAAAAAAAACGCCCCAAAAAACGAAAAAAAAAAAAAAAAAAUGGGGUAUGAAAAACACUAAAACAACAACAACACGAUGAUGGAGCUUCCUCGUCCCUCUCAAACAACGUUAACAAAACCUCGUAACGUUGUUUUGUUUCAGUGUGUUGUUGUCGUGGCUCAACAAUUUUCUUCUGCAACCUCCUUAAUUUCCUCCUUAGCCUCGCUAUCACCCCACCGCUUCUUUUGCUUUUGUUUUUGUCUCUGUUUGAGGCAAUUCCUGAAAUCCGUGGUUUGUUUCCUCUUUUGCUUCUGGGAAAUGGGUAGUUGGAGAAAACAGCAUGGUGAGGGUCAUCGUCAAAUGGGUCAUUGGAGUGGAUCAUCAUCAUCAUUGUCAAAUAACAGGAAACCACCUUUGGGUAAAUGUAUUUGGAAGCCAACUGUGCCAAGAUGGGAAAAGAUGUUUUGCGCUUCAGUUGGCUCAGUUUCAUGGGAAAAUCUAGUAGAAGCCAAGAAGUACAUUUAUCUAUAUGACAAUGUGAUGAAUUGGGAUGAUUCUGCUGUUAAAGAGGCAUUUGACAAUGCAAAAAAGAGGUUUUGGGCAAAAAUCAAUGGCCUUCCCUGCGACAUAUCUUUGCCUGAUCCUGACAUUUACAUUGACGAUAUAGAUUGGAAUUCAAGUGUUGACCCUGAGCUUAUUCUGGACUUGGAAAGAAAUGCAACCACCCUCAGCGAGGAAGAAAAAGAUAAGGAGGUUGUCAUUCUUGAUAGUUCUCUCCUUUUGAAUCAGUCAUUUUCCUGCAGUGGAUGGGGGGAAGCUGAAGAAGACACACCAAAACCCAUUGAUUUAGUUUAUGGUGCUCAAGUGAACCUGCAUGAGAGUAACAUGGUAGGUCCUUGGGAACAAUAUUGGACUCCUGAUGCUGCUGCUGCUAAAACAUGGGAAUGGCAAAAUAAUUGGAAUGAUUCGUGGGGAUGGAAUCAGAGUCAGUACUAUUGGAGUGACACCCAGAAAAUGGGUAGAGGAGCUGGUUGGAAUAGGGGAACAUGGUAUGGGUAUACGAGAAAGGAAGAAAACAUAUCUUGGUAUCAAGCCCCUGCAUAUCAUCAUGGUGAUGAAUAUCGCAUGAGCAGAGGAAGGAGAAAUAAUAGAGGAAGGGGGGGAAAUUUUGCUCAUGACCAUCCUUGUGUGAACAAUAUACCUAAGGCAAGGUAAAUGAAGAGCAGCAGCUGUAGAUGCAAGAACUUAGAUUACAAGAACUGCUAUGGAACUUGGAGGGGAUUAGAUUUGUGAAGCUAGCUAGAAGAUGUGAGUUUUGUUGUCUCCAGAACCUUUGAAUAUAUGAUAUAUAGUAUAGUUAUAAGAACUUAGAAGAAGAGACUAUAUUUUAAGUUUUAUUUUCCUUUAUUACAAUGAGAGACUUUCAUGGUCUGUGCUGUUUAAGAAUUGUUUAUAGUUAGUGUACAUACUAUAUAAGAGAGGUUUAUGCCUAUAGAUAAAAUGUUUAAUGACCUUUUUAAGCGUAGUUAAAUGCUUCAUUCCUGUGUACUAAAAAAAAAAUAAAAAAUUCUUCAUUCU
Gastrolobium bilobum is the source of this 1611-nucleotide messenger RNA. RefSeq lists its product as uncharacterized. The transcript has 3 exons. The record is from RefSeq and is a predicted model, not a curated record. The coding region runs from base 130 to 1248 and encodes 372 amino acids. Lineage: Eukaryota; Viridiplantae; Streptophyta; Magnoliopsida; Fabales; Fabaceae.